AUGGGGCUUCUGAGUAUCAUUCGAAAAAUCAAGAGAAAAGAGAAAGAAAUGCGAAUUCUCAUGGUUGGGCUCGACAAUUCAGGGAAGACCACCAUUGUUUUGAAGAUCAAUGGAGAGGACACAAGCGUUAUCAGUCCCACUCUUGGCUUCAACAUCAAAACCAUCACCUACCAAAACUCUGAUCUUAGAAGAUUAGAUGAUUGCAAAAUGGAACUUGAUAAUCUUCUAAAGGAAGAGAGGUUAUCAGGGGCAUCCUUAUUGAUACUAGCUAACAAACAGGAUAUUAAAGGUGCUCUUACACCAGCUGAAAUUGCUAAAGUUCUAAACCUGGAAGCUAUGGAUAAAACACGGCACUGGAAAAUUGUUGGCUGUAGUGCAUACACUGGUGAAGGGCUUCUUGAGGGGUUUGAUUGGUUGGUUCAAGAUAUUGCUUCCCCUCUUUUCAGAAAAAUGCGGAUUAGGGGCUUGUUUAGUAUUCGCAGCGGGAAGUUGCUGAAUCUUUCCCUUCUUCAAACAAUGAACUUAGCACCAUUCUUUCGUACGGGAAAACAUGUUGAAAAUGCUCAUGCUUGGACGUGUUAUUCUUGUUUUUCCACCGGUGAUGACUAUAAAAAGGUCCCUAAGAAGAUGAUGUUGGCAAAGGACUUGGCAUGUCUUGUUGAGGAGUCGUUUCAUCAAGAAGAGAGGAAAGCCAAGAGCAGAAUGGAGCUCAAGAGGUCUCUUGAACUUCGUGUAAAAAAGAGAGUAAAAGAGCAAUUCUUAAGUGGAAAGUUUCAAAACUUAAUGUCCAAAGUGAUUGCCAAUCCAGAUACACUUCAAGAUGCUUUUGAUUGUAUUAGGCUCAACUCAAAUGUCGACAUAUCGGUGAAGGAUGAUUCUAUUUGUUUUAAGUCCCUGGCAGAGGAACUUCUUGAGGGGAGUUUUGAUGUCAAAGCAAAUACCUUCUCUGUGGCAACAAGGGGUAAGAGGAAAGAAGUCCUUGUCCUUCCAAAUCUGAAGUUGAGGACUGUUCAAGAAGCUAUCAGAAUAGUUUUAGAAGUUGUCUACAGGCCCCAUUUUUCUAAAAUUUCACAUGGCUGUCGAAGUGGGAGGGGUCACUCCACUGCAUUAAGAUACAUCAGCAAAGAGAUUGUUGCUCCAAGUUGGUGGUUCACAUUAAUUUUAAACAAAAAGGUUGAUGUUAAUAUCCUUGCUAAGCUCAUUUCCAAAUUAAAGGACAAAGUAGAGGACAACCAGUUAUAUGCUAUUAUCCAGAGUAUGUUUGAUGCAGAUGUACUCAAUUUUGAGUUUGGAGGUUUCCAGAAAGGCCAUGGUCUUCCACAGGAGGGAGUGUUAUCCCCAAUAUUAAUGAACAUAUAUCUUGACCUCUUCGAUCAAGAAUUUUACAGAUUGUCUAUGAGAUAUGAAGCUCUUAAUACAGGCUUUUAUAAGAAUGAAGAUAUGUCACAUUCCAAGUUGCGUGACUGGUUUAGGAGACAGUUAAAAGAAAAUGAUCUUAAAGACAGAGUUAAUGACGAUUCUAGCCCAAGAGUUCAUUGUUGCCGGUUCAUGGAUGAGGUACUUUUUGCAAUUUCUGGUUCCAAAGAUGUUGCUCUCAGUUUUAAGUCUGAGAUUGUAGGGUUCUUUAAGAAUGCUUUGGGUUUGGAUUUUGAUGAUGAGCAAAGAGAAAUUCAAGUAUGCGAUGGGUCUAAAGGAAUUCAGUUUUUGGGAGUCUCUGUUAGAAGAAGCAUGCGAGAAGGUCCUGCAGCAAGAGCUGUGCACAAGUUAAAGGAAAAAGUUAAGUUGGUUGCUUUACAGAAACAAGAUGCUUGGGAUGCUGGGACUGUUAGAAUUGGAAAGAAAUGGUUGGGUCAUGGUUUAAAAAAGGUUAAGGAGUCGGAGAUUGAGCACUUAGCAGACAGUAACUCUACUUUGAGUAAAAUUUCUUGUUUCCGUAAAGCUGGGAUGGAAACUGAUCACUGGUACAAGGUCUUAAUUAAAGUAUGGAUGCAAGAUGUUAAAGCCAAAGCGGCUGAGAAUGAGGAUUCGAUCUUGUCUAAGUAUGUUGUAGAACCAGCACUUCCUAAAGAACUAAAGGAAUCUUAUUAUGAAUUCUUGAACCGUGCAAAUGAAUAUGUUUCUUCUGAGACAGCAGCUACCCUUGCUCUUUUACCAAAUUCAAGCUCAAACACUGGAUAUGUUGCUGUUACUGAGAUCAUUGCUCCUGCCAAUGCAAUAAAGAAGCGUCUCUUACGCUAUGGAUUGACCACUUCUGCGGGAUAUCCUCGUGUGGCUUCACUGCUCAUCUUACAAGAUAACCUUCAAAUUAUUGACUGGUUUUCAGGGAUUGUUUACCGAUGGCUUAGGUGGUACCAUGAGUGUGACAACUUCAAUGAGAUCAAGCCCUUGAUUUCUACUAUACUUAGGAAAUCAUGCAUUCGUACUCUAGCAGCAAAAUAUAGGAUUCAUGAAUGUGAAAUUGAGAAACAAUUUGAUUCAGAACUAUGCAGAAUCCCUUCGGUGGAAGAGGUAGAGCCAGAGCUGACAUAUGAAACAUCUGAUCCUAACUCUUUUGAAAAUGAUGAGGCCUUGAUGUAUGGAAUUUCUUCUAGUGGUCUGUGCCUGCUGUCUCUGGAAAGAAUGGUGAGCCAGUCAAGGCCUUGCAAUUGUUUUGUUAUGGGGUGCUCAGUGGCAGCACCAAGUGUUUACACUCUCCAUGCUAUGGAAAGACAGAAAUUUCCAGCAUUUGUUCAUUAUUCAGUGUCUGGUUAUAUGGGUCUUCAAUAUAAGAACUUGCAGUUUGGCUUUCUUGAUCUGCCUUAUGCAAACCAGGCUCUUAUGGUUGCUGAGUGUUCAGAAUCUUGUUCAGCAGUUUCAAAAGUAGUCAACCAUGAUCAAUGCCUCAGAAUGAUAGAUGCUCAUGUGUUCAGGGUUAUUGAUCGUUACAAAUACAAGGAGUUAAGAGUGAAAAGAAUGUAUUUUCAUUUUUCUUUUCUACUGGACUUGGAGUUCCAUCAAAUAAGAGCUGGGAAUCUCGGUGGAAUGAAGAACAAGAGCAUUUGCAGCACACUGGUUUUAUGGGACAUCUUGUGGAGAUUCUUCUUUCUCUGCGCUUCUUCAUUUACCAGUGUAAGGUCUGUCCUGGCUGGUCAUUGUUGCCGUGAUGAUGGUUUUGAAGGUGAGAUAGUGCCCAUGGGUAGAAAGAAAUUCAGUGCAGAUUUCCAGCUGAUGUUCAGGCUUCUUAAGCUAUUCCUAUUUAUCGGUUGUGUAGUUGUUAUUGCAAUGCUGUUUUACUUCCUUGAUUUCACUGUUGGAGACAUCUUUCAGGGCCUACUAGCCUUCAUGCCCACAGGGUGGGCUCUACUGCAGAUAUCACAAGCAGCUCAGCCAAUAGUGAAGGGAAUCGGGAUGUGA
Molecule: messenger RNA, 3393 nt
Organism: Corchorus olitorius
Lineage: Eukaryota; Viridiplantae; Streptophyta; Magnoliopsida; Malvales; Malvaceae
Source: the annotation of a GenBank genome assembly